CCUGAUCUCGCGGAAGUGACGAAUCGUCUGUGUAAAACCUUGAGCAAAACAUGCACACGUGAGCGGUGCGUGGUGACCCAAACGUUCAUUUAUUUCAGAUUUACUACACUGUUGGUGUGGGAAAAAAACCCUGUUCUGAGCAACAUGGAUGAACCGGGGCAGUACCCUCCUCCGGACUUCAGCUGUCCGCCGCCUAAUUCCUUCCAACCCCUAAAACAGCAGCAGCCCCGCUCCAGCGGCUUCCACCCCAGCAUGUGGACUUGGUGUGAGACGUCGUCAGAGACUCCGGGACUCUGGGACUCCGGGGGCCAACCGGGCUGGUACCACGGGUCAGCAGCGGGGUCCGGAUACCAGUCAGGUCGUGCAAAGUAUGGACCUAGUCGUCCAUACGGUCAAAACUCAGGGUAUGAAUGGCAGCAGGGUGGACACCGAGGUGGAAGGCAGAAUUACGGCUCUCCCAUGAACCAUGGGAAAAAGCAGAAAAUUAGGAAGGAACCAGAGUAUUCCCAUUACUGUGACACCUGUGAUCGGGGUUUCAAAAACCAGGAAAAGUACGAUGAACAUGUGUCUCAACAUGUCAAGUGUUCUGUGUCGGACUGUAGCUUUAUGGCUCAUGAAAAAAUUGUCAGCAUCCACUGGAAAAAUAACCAUGCACCAGGAGCUAAAAGAAUCAAGCUGGACACACCAGAGGAAAUUUUGAAGUGGAGAGAGGAGAGACGCAAAAACUAUCCAACUUUCCAGAAUAUUGAGAAGAAGAAAAUUAUGAUGCAGAUGCGGGAGGCGACGGGAGGUGUCCUGGAGACAGCUCAGUUUGGACGAAUAAAAGGCAGAGGACGAGGUCGAGGCUGGGGCAACAGAGCGUUUCAGGGUCCUUACCAAGGAGGUGGUCACCCUUCACACAACAGCUCUACAGAAAAUCUCCGAGCCUUUAGCAAACCCCACAGGGAAGGGGAUCCUCUGGGAGCUCUGGUCAGCAGUGACCACGAUUCUGAUAAAGAAGAUCCAGGUGCUGAGUCCAGGGCCAGUGGUGUGGUUGUCGCCCCGAAGCAGAUGAGCUCAGCUUUAGGAUCCCUGUUGGCCAACUAUGGGUCCAUGAGUGAGAGCGACAAUGAUGAAGAACCAGAAUCUGCCCCUAUUCAGAGAGCCAAAGAGCUGAUAGAAGCAAACCAGACUCUCGUAAACACAAUGCCACCAAAUUCCCACGACAGAGGACCAUGUAGAGGCUCGGAAGCAUUUUUACACAGCAGAGAAAUGAACCGAAAGCCCCAAACUGGCUCUGGUCUUCACACAUCUGACAGCAGAGGACGAGGAAGAGGAGGAAGAGGAAGGGGUGGAAGGGGUGGUACUAAAGGACGAUAUCAGGAAACACCAUCAAAAUGUCAUCCUACUCUACUUGAAAUGUUACUGGCUCCAGAUAUCCGCCAUGAGAGGAACAUCCUCUUGCAGUGUGUGCGCUUUGUCGUCCGAAAUGAGUUUUUUGGGCUGGAAACCAAAUCCCAGGAGGCACUUAAUGCUGCAACAGCUGUUACAAGUGAAAAACAUGAAGGCAGGCAGGAGACACCAUCAGAAGAAGUCCUGUGUACACCCACGUCUGCCUCUAUGAUCAAUGUAGAGCGGAUUUCAGCUGAGGAUGAAUGUACAUCCCAUAAAGGAGGAACAGUGGCUGAAGUUGGCAGUCAGGAGGAUUUGCAAACAAGUGUGGCUGUUAAUGACUGCUUGCCACAAAAUUGUGACACUUCAGUGAACGACUGUAGCCAGAUUGAAGGUGUAAAGAAUGACCAAUCUGGAAAUCCAUCUGUGGAUUUAUCACAAAAUGCAGCAACAAACCCUGAAGAGGUGACUGAUGAGACACCUGUCACCGACUGUCAUGAUAAAAUCAUCAAUCACAUGUAUGAUGAUGAAAUAUGGGAGAGCCCUGGUACCGUUAUUUGAAAUGGCAAAUUACUGUAAUGCAUCCAUGUGAAUUACUCAGAAUAACAUGUUAAUGUCUUUACUUUGCAUAUUUUUAAAAGAAUGUCUUAUUUUUACAUAUUUUUAUGUGAGUAUUACUAACAUGUUAUACUUUUGUAACAUAAGAAGUCAUUCCUUUUUUCCCUUUAAAAUAAAUCACACAAGCUUUCCUGAA
Molecule: messenger RNA, 2125 nt
Organism: Sphaeramia orbicularis (orbiculate cardinalfish)
Lineage: Eukaryota; Metazoa; Chordata; Actinopteri; Kurtiformes; Apogonidae
Gene: nufip1
Product: nuclear FMR1 interacting protein 1
Exons: 10
Coding region: 145-1932 (595 amino acids)
Biological process (GO): box C/D snoRNP assembly
Cellular component (GO): nucleus
Molecular function (GO): RNA binding
Source: RefSeq, a predicted model, not a curated record